Fibroporia radiculosa is the source of this 912-nucleotide messenger RNA. RefSeq lists its product as uncharacterized. NCBI's taxonomy places the organism in Eukaryota, Fungi, Basidiomycota, Agaricomycetes, Polyporales, Fibroporiaceae. The transcript is spliced from 6 exons. The coding region runs from base 1 to 912 and encodes 303 amino acids. The record is from RefSeq and is a predicted model, not a curated record. Gene Ontology annotation, cellular component: cytoplasm. Gene Ontology annotation, molecular function: ubiquitin binding; ubiquitin conjugating enzyme binding. Gene Ontology annotation, biological process: ubiquitin-dependent protein catabolic process.
AUGUCAGGCGACGCCGAUGUUUCCCGCACUGCGGCCCAGACCACGCACGACGACGGUAUACCAGGAUCAGAGCCUGGUAUAAUUGAUCUUAUGGAUCCAGGACAAGAUGAAGGAACCCCGUCGCUUCCCCCUCGUCUCGAUUCCCAGCCAGCCCUUCAUGAACCUGAGAGUACACCACAACAUGCGAUACAGGACGAGGAUGAACACCCACAAGUAGCCCUUCUACGUGCAAUGUUCCCCGAUUUCGAUGGAGCUGUUCUCCUUUCCGUCCUUGAAUCCGUGGAUUAUGACCAAGACCGUGCAAUCGAUGCAUUGUUGGGUAUGAGUGACCCAGAGUAUGUGUCGACGCAAGGGCAGGCACCUCCGCCCCAUGACGUUUCGCUUGACGAGCAACUGGCCCGCCAGCUGGCUUUGGAAGAUCAGCCGGAGCCACGCCAUGCUUCUGGACAAGCAUGGCCACGGCGCAACAGUGUUCCAUAUCAGCCUCGGCAGAGUGCCCCCUCGCAUAAUCAGCAAGCACAGAAUGUCACUGGAAGCGAACGGGGCGAUUUCCAGGAGUUCCAGGAGACUAUCGGGCGCAUGGCGGAAAGCGGCAAGAAGACCUUCAGCUCCAUCAUGUCUAAGGCUAAAGCUAAGAUCAACGAGUACAAUCAGCAGUAUAAUCAACGGUCAGGCCAACCAUCCUCUGUAGACAAUAGUAACAAUUCGCAAUGGGACUCAACGUCACGUCCUCAGCUUGAUAGACACACCACGUCCCAAGCAUACGCGCAACAAUAUUAUAAUUAUGGAUCCUCCGAUAACCUUGAAUCGCCCAGUGACGACACGCAUCCUCCAAUCACUCUCAAUGGGAAGCAGCCGUCUGUGUCGGGGAGAGACGAGGUGAAAGGGUAUGAUAUAGAACCUAGUAAGUAA